AUGGGCAAGACUUGGGCCGGCACGUUGCGCGAUCUUCUGACGGCCGGGCGGUUCAAGUUCCACCUCAAGUACGACGACAUCAACUCGUACUCGCUUCGCUUCCAGAACAUCUGUCGGCUCAUCCAGGAGUCAGAGCUGCCGGACGCGGCGACGUUCACGGACAGCGACACGACGCGUCGCAAGUAUGUCGAAGGUCUGCCGCACAGGUACAUUCAGACGGUGAUCAACUGUCGUGCCGAGACGCUCGACAGGCUUGUCGAGAACUGCAUCGAGGCCAUCGCCCACCUUCCCCCGGACCUGUACAUCACGCCAGGCUCCAUCGCAGCGCAGCAGGCCUUCAAUGAGCAGCAGCGCUUCAUGGUGGGUCGCUCUCGGCAGGACCUCCCGCAAGAUGCGACUGGUGGCAGUGACAAAGCAACUAGUGGAGCGGGGAAGGCAAGCACGACUCGCAACGGCAGUGGCAACAACAACAAGGACAACGGCAAGAACAAGAGGCGCAACCUGAGCGACAUCAAGUGCUUCAGAUGCGAUGAGUACGGGCACUAUGCCAGCGACUGCACGGCUCCGCCCAAGAAGAAACAGGACACGGCGGGCGGCGAGCACGACACAAGGCGCGGGUUCGGCGUGCGCGCGAUGUUCCGAGGUGGGGACGACACGAACGCCAGGACGAACGACGACGACAACAAUGUGCGAGACUUCAACGCUAUAGAUCGGUAG
Pedinophyceae sp. YPF-701 is the source of this 717-nucleotide messenger RNA. The record is from the annotation of a GenBank genome assembly. Lineage: Eukaryota; Viridiplantae; Chlorophyta; Pedinophyceae.